CCCUGAACUUGUACCCUUUAUCCGAUUUGACCCCUGAACUCAACGUGUCUCCUAUUUAACCUCUGUACUUGUAAAAUAAACCCAUUUGACCCCUGAAAUGGAGAAAAACGUUAACAUUAAACAUAUCGUCUCCACGUGGAUUGAACGAGUGAAUUCAAACACAAACUGGCGCGUCAUGUAUUAAAUGAAAGCUUAGGUGGACAAUAUUUAAUACACGUAAUAAAUUCCAACCCUCUUCUGCUUAAAUUUCCUUCUCUUCUGAAAACCCUAAUUUUAAUUUUAUCUGAAAUUGAAAUUUCAAUCCCUAACAUUUCUUCAAUCCCCAACUCUUUCUUCAAUCUGUAUUCUUUUUCCUUUAAAAGUUGAAACCCGUUUCGAGGUCAGAUGGAAGACAAUAGUUCGCUACCUAUGUGUAAUUGUGGGCAAAUUGCUAUCUUGAAGACGGCAUGGACGAAUGCAAAUCCAGGACGUCGGUUUCUUGGCUGUUCUCGUUAUGGGACAAUGGGAGCUUGCAACUACUUUGCCUGGUUUGAUGAUGAAACUUGUGAUCAUACAAGAGUUGUGAUUUUGGGACUUCUGAAAAAGCUAAGGAAAUAUGAACUUGAAGCAGACAAAGCAAGAGAGAAGAGAACAAGCAAAAAAAAAAUUGUUGCUGUAAUUAUCAUGGUUGUUGUUGCUUUCAUUUUAGGAACUUUAAUGUAAUUAUUAUGGUUGUUAUUGCUCAUUCAUAGAGCUUUUUUGUAAUCAGAAAAUUGCAAGAGUUAUGAAAAUUUCAACUUUCCCAA
Molecule: messenger RNA, 785 nt
Organism: Mercurialis annua (annual mercury)
Lineage: Eukaryota; Viridiplantae; Streptophyta; Magnoliopsida; Malpighiales; Euphorbiaceae
Exons: 2
Coding region: 385-702 (105 amino acids)
Molecular function (GO): zinc ion binding
Source: RefSeq, a predicted model, not a curated record